Molecule: messenger RNA, 3897 nt
Organism: Osmerus eperlanus (European smelt)
Lineage: Eukaryota; Metazoa; Chordata; Actinopteri; Osmeriformes; Osmeridae
Gene: msh3
Product: mutS homolog 3 (E. coli)
Exons: 24
Coding region: 351-3668 (1105 amino acids)
Biological process (GO): mitotic recombination; mismatch repair; somatic recombination of immunoglobulin gene segments
Cellular component (GO): nucleus
Molecular function (GO): mismatched DNA binding; ATP-dependent DNA damage sensor activity; ATP binding
Source: RefSeq, a predicted model, not a curated record
AAGGGCGAGGGGUGGGCUGGGGGUGUGGUGACAACUCUGAGCAAUAGCGCUGGCUAAUCUAGUUUCCUCGGUGAUCUUUUUCCACCCGUAUGGCAAUUUAAAAAUAUUCUACUAUUACCGAGGCAGAUGUUGAAAAGGAGCGCUGAUGCUGCGCGCUGAUAAAGAACUGCGGAACCCUUGUACUCAGUCGGGAGAUAAAGGUGUAUAAAUUAAUGUUAUUUUUGUAAAGCUCGACGUGAGCGACAACGUCCACGCUGCUGACUUUCAACACUUGCUAAAGCAAUAAUACACAUUCGUUAUCAGCAUAUCUAAUCACGCGAUUUAAACGUUAUAAGAAUAAGAUUAAAAGCAUGCCGAAAUCUGCAAAAAAAUCUAGCACUGUACAGACCUCCAUAAGCCGGUACUUUGGCGGAGCUAGCAGCAAGAGUAUCCCGGACAAAAGCACACAACCCGGUAUGUGCUCUGUAAUGGUGCCUACUGGGCUGCAGACAGGAGCCAGCAGAGGCAAGCUUAAGCAUUCCACUGAUGAUGAUGACUUAGGAUCGAUCAGGAAACGUCCCAAGCUUUACCAUCUUGGGCAGAAAGAAGACAUUUCCCGUCCGAGUGUCAGAGAAACCAAUGUGUCUCGAGGGUCAGACAGCCUCUCCUCCACCCUGGAGCGCCUGAAGGGCUUUAGCCGCAUGGCUGAGCCCCACAGCAGAACUGACCGUGGGCCUGGUGGUGCAGAUAGAGGGCCUGGGGAUUCUGGUUGUGUGCCUGGGGGAGUUAUCCAGGACAAUACUAAAGGGAGAAUGAUAGAUGAGGGAGACGAGGAAGAGCAUAUAACCAAGGAGCAAGAGGAGGAGGAAGACGAGAGGAAGACAGAUCCAUCCACCGAUAAUAAGUGCCUCAGUCUUUGCCAGUUUGCAGCACCAGGAGGAGGAAGAGGAGAUGCAGACAUCAAAAGUGAUGGAGGAGUCAGAGGAGGUGUGGGGGGUGGGUCUAAACAGGGAUACACGCCUCUGGAGCAGCAGUUUGUCCAUAUCAAGCAGCAGCAUAAAGACACCCUGCUGGCUGUGGAGUGUGGAUACAAGUACAGAUUCUUUGGAGAGGACGCAGAGAUAGCAGCAAAGGAGCUGAACAUCUUUUGCCACCUGGACCAUAACUUUAUGACCUGCAGCAUCCCUGCUCAUCGACUCGCUAUUCACGUCCGCCGCUUAGUCUCUCAGGGACACAAGGUGGGUGUGGUGAAGCAGACAGAGACAUCAGCAAUCAAGGCUUCGGGAGUAAAUAAGAAUGCUCUGUUUGAUCGCCGGCUCAGUGGCCUGUACACCAGGUCCACUCUGGUGGGAGAGGAUGUGAACCCAGCACGUUGUCUGGGGGACAAGGAGCUGGGGCAAGAAGUGAUGUCAGACCCCACAGAAGGCUUCCUGUUGUGUUUGACCGAGACCUGGGACAAACUGAAGAAACAGCUCACCAUAGGCCUGGUGGCAGUGCAGCCCAGUACUGGAGAUGUGCUGCUGGACUGUUUCAGUGAUGGUACAGCUCGCUCCGAGCUGGAGGUGCGUGUCCUAAAGGUCGACCCAGUGGAGAUCCUGGUGCCCAUUGGCCUUUCAGAUGACACCCACAGACUGCUACAGACCAUCGCUAAGGCCAGUGUCCUGAAAGAUGACCGUGUUCGUGUGGAGAAGAGGGACACCUCUCAGUUUGAGUUUUCUUCAGCAAUGAACACAAUCACAGAGUUCUAUUGCUACAAAGACAACAAAGGCUCCCAAUCUCUCUCCAGUGUUGCAGCGUUGGAGGCUCCUGUAAUCUGCUGUCUGGGACCUCUCAUCCACUACCUCAGAGAAUUCAACCUGGAAAAGGUUCUCCUCAGUGAUAGCUCCUUCCGACAUCUGUCAUGCAAAGCUGAUGGGAUGAUGCUUAGUGCCUCCACUCUGAGAAACUUGGAGGUACUUUGUAACCAGACAGACGGAGGUGUGAGGGGAAGUCUGCUUUGGGUGUUAGAUCAUACCCACACAUCCUUUGGGAAAAGACUGAUGAGGAAGUGGGUGAGCCAACCUCUCACACAAACAAAGUCUAUCUCAGAGCGCCUAGAUGCAGUGAGUGAGAUAUUGCAGUCUGACUGUGCCAGUCUGGCCUCCGUCAGGGCUCUGCUCACCUGCCUGCCAGACCUUGAGAGAGGAGUCUGUAGCAUAUACCACAAGAAGUGUUCUACUCAGGAGUUCUACCUCAUCUGCAGCUCGCUCUCUCGUGUGGGGACGGAGCUACAGGCUGUCCUCCCUGCUAUCCAAUCGCAACUGACCUCCUCUUUAUUACAAAUGCUAUUAAUGGAAACCCCAGACAUGUUGGCUCCCGCCCACAACUUCCUCAAAGUGCUCAAUGAGAAGGCAGCCAGGGCAGGGGAUAAGAGGGAGCUUUUUUCAGAUCUGACUGGGUUCCCAGUGCUGCAAGAGCGUCAUCAGCAGAUCCAGGAGGUUCUGACAGACAUACUGGACCACCGUAGGGAGGUCCGGCUCACACUCAAAACCCCCUCACUGGACUACAUCUCGGUCUCUGGACAUGAGUUCUUGAUUGAGUUGAAGAACUCCAUGUCAUCUGUAGUACCAUCUGACUGGAUCAAAAUGAACAGUACCAAAGCUGUGAGCAGGUACCACACCCCCUUCUUAGUGAAGCGCUACCGUACUUUGUUGCAGCUCAGAGAACUGCUACUGCUCGACUGCCAGACAGAGUGGACCAACUUCCUGCAUCAGUUUGGGGAGUAUUAUCACACAAUGAAAAAAGCUAUUAGUCACCUAGCAACCGUGGACUGUCUCUUCUCAUUGGCUGAGGUGGCAAAGCAAGGGAACUACUGCAGGCCCAGGCUGAGUGAGCAGCAGCAGAUAGUGGUGAAGGAGGGCAGGCACCCCUCCAUAGACCUGCUGCUCGGAGAACUACACCAAUACGUACCCAACCACACACAGUUGCAGGGGGAGGGCCAGAGGGCCAUGAUAGUAACAGGUCCUAACAUGGGGGGUAAAAGCUCAUACAUCCGCCAGGUGGCUCUGCUCAGCAUCAUGUUCCAGCUGGGUUCCUAUGUCCCUGCGGCACAAGCUCAGCUCAGCAUCCUGGAUGGAAUAUACACCAGGAUGAGGGCGUCAGACAACAUCUACAAGGGGCGGAGCACGUUCAUGGAGGAGCUGACGGAAGUAUCGGAUAUCAUCUCCCGGGCAACCGAACACUCAUUGGUCAUUUUGGAUGAGCUGGGGCGGGGCACCAGCACCCAUGACGGCAUUUCCAUCGCCCACGCCACUCUGGAGCACCUCAUCAGAGACACAAAGUGCUUCACUCUCUUUGUGACCCACUACCCUCCACUGUGUGAGCUGGAGAACCUGUACCCUCAAUAUGUAGCCAACUACCACAUGGACUUCUUCAUUAAUGAAUAUUCUGGCACCUCCCAAGAUGGAGAGGUCCAGCCAGAGUUCAUCACCUUCCUCUAUCAGUUGACUGAGGGAUCUGCUGGGCAGAGCUAUGGACUAAAUGUCGCCCGAUUGGCUGAUAUCCCAGAACCUGUACUACAAACUGCUGCUCGCAAAGCCCACGAACUGGAGAACAUUGUCAAAACCAGGAGGAGGACUAAGAAGCUUUUAUCAGUGUUGAGCAUCAGAGACAGAGAAUCUCUUUUGGACUGGAUGCAGUCAAACCCCUGAUUACACUCACAUGCUCUCACACCCAUAUACACUCAGUUAACUAAUGAAGUGAGACAUAUUUGCUGCAGGGAUGACUCUGCUGGCUUUCUGGGACACAAGGAUUCACUGGAGGCCAUCACAACUAACCUUUAUUCUACAAUUAACCUUUCCACUUUAUUACUGUUGUACUGUAACUCUGUUCAAUACAAUUGCUUUGUUGAUUAAAUAAAUAAAGAUACAAUAUUUGAAA